AUAAAUAUUAACAAAACACGGGAGAAAGUCGAAAAAGAGUAUAUCGAUAAAAAGGAAGAAGCAGAAAGAAUCAAUGCUAUAUUGUAUGAUGGUUAUAGACUAGGCUUCUAUGAAAACAAAGAAUUUAUUGGCAUAUUUUUCCUUAAUGAAAAUGUCGUAAAAAAAUUGAUUUACUUAAUUUUAAAUGAUGAAAAAAAAGUAUUCAGUUCGGAAAACUUGAUAAACGAUUUUCAAAAAACACAAUCAUUAGGCAACUUUGCUCGACGAUUGUUCUUUAUCUUAGAGAAUACUCAGGAUUAUCUGAAAAAAGUGCAUUCGCUUUCUGCUUUUUUUGAAGUAGAAAUUGGCGAAAACGAGAACGAAAGAAUAAAUAAAUGCCUUUUCUCUUUACAAACUGCUUUUGCUUUUUCUUUGAAAAUAAUUUCUCUCAAAGGUUUAGAAAAGAAAUUUAGUUUUAGCGACCCUAUCAAUUUAAAAAGGAUUUCUCUUUCUUCACGGGAUGAAUUGAAAAAAUUUUUAGUUGAUUUGGAAAGUGAAGUUUUUGAAAAAUGCGAAAAUGAAAUACGAAAAAUUAUAGAGCAAAUAUCCGAAUAUGAAAACAUCAAUUACAAAGAUGAUGAUGUUGUGGCUACUAAUUUCUUUAUCGAUUUGUAUCCAGACUUAGUUAUCGAAGAAGCCGCUAAAAACAGCAAGAGUAAAGUAUCUAUUAUCAAAAUAUUGGAUCCGGCUUGCGAUUUAAAUCCCAUUGCUGUUCUGCAAGCGAGAAUUAACUAUUUACUAACCAUCAGAAAUUAUUAUCAAAAAGAAGAAACCAUUGAAAUACCCUUGGAUACGCAAAUUGAAGAAAUUAUUGGAAUUUACCUUCCUAUGGGAAUUGAGUUAUCAGACGGCUUUUUUGGGAAAUUGUUUAGAAACAUCAGAGAUGUUAAACAAGAUGCAGUUAAAAAUAUAACUGAAAUUUUUCGUGAAGACCUUGGUAUUAACUCUGAAGAAGAAUUAAAAUGCAUCGAAAAAAAUGGCCUUCAAAUUAAUCGAUCUAUAUUUGGUGUCCCACGAAAUAUUGGUGGCAAUAAUUUAAAUGUUUGUGCUUUAAUGGCUAAUGUAGUAGCCUCGCGAAAACUUAAUUAUAAAACAGGCUGCUUGGGUUUUAUCAUGCCGAAAAGUUUAUUGUUUAAUUCUUCUUAUGAAGGGUUUCGCCCUUUUAUAUUAGAAAGCGGGGAAAGGUUGUAUUUACAAAAAUACUUUAAUUUUGAUAAUGUUAAGAGACCUUUUGGAGAGGUAGACUUACCAUUUGGAAUUUAUUUUUAUUCUUCUCAACCAGUAGAUUAUCAGCAAGGAAUAGAACAGAUCAUUUUUUACUCCAAAAAAAACCAACAAGAUAAAGGAAAGAACUUGCUGGUUUCUAUACAAAAAGACAGCAAUAAUUUUUCGGUAGUAGAUAAUGAAGAAGAGUUAAAGUUCUUUAAACUAAUUCAAGGAGAAUUUGCUUAUAAAUUUCGCACCGGUGUCUCUGUGACUAGGAAAGAUAUUUGCCGCUUUUUCUAUGAAAAAAAGCGUUCGUCUGCAACUUCUUAUUUUAUUAGAAACCAGAAGGGCAAAAAAAUUAAAAUGAGUGAAAAUUUAGCUCCUUCAAUAGAAUUAGAAAAUGAAAUGAUGUAUCCUUAUAUAACUACUUCCAAUCUCUCUCCAUUUAAAAAGAAUGAAAAAGAAAUCGAAUGA
This is a messenger RNA of Cetraspora pellucida, 1719 nucleotides long. NCBI's taxonomy places the organism in Eukaryota, Fungi, Glomeromycota, Glomeromycetes, Diversisporales, Gigasporaceae. The record is from the annotation of a GenBank genome assembly.